UCGCCUCGCCUCGCCUCGUCUCAGGCGGGACGGGCCGACCGCGCCUCACGCCGGGCCCCGCCGCUGCCAUUCCCCCGGCACACACGGCCGUCCUGGCCGCCAGCCCUCCCCUGGCGGCGGGGGGAUGUGAAGGGGCGAGGGCCGAGCCGGGGGAGCCGUCUCGGCGUGGGGAGUGAGGAGAAGGAGGAGGAGAAGGAGCGGGCCUGGCCGGGGGCUUGCCCGGGGCCCGUGGGCGAGUGGGAGGGAUUAGUUCGGAUCUGCUCGCCGCUCUUUCCGAAAGAUAUCCUGUAGCAUGGCAGGUGAAGAGGACUUCUUUUUGGAAGAAAAAAGGUUCAAUCAGUACUGUGAAGAAUUUAUUAAACAUUCACAGCAAAUAGGAGAUGGCUGGGAGUGGAGAACUAGCAAGGACCUUGGUGAUGGUUAUCUUAGUAAAACACACUUUCAAGUAAGAAAUAGAAACAUCCCAUCAGACCUCAAGGAGAAAAACAAUGAUAACAUUGAACAAAUGUUAUUUACACGUGUUGAAGAGUCUUUGGAUGAUUCUCAAGUAGCUGGAGUUUGUGCAACAGAAGAAGUGAUUCGCUAUGAAUAUCACAUCUUGUACUCCAGCAGCUACCAAGUCCCUGUGCUUUAUUUUAGGGCAUGCUUUUUAGAUGGAAGACCUUUAACUCUGGAUGAAAUAUGGAAAAGUGUUCAUGCAUGCUACCAGGCUCGUCUGCUGGAGGGGCCCUGGGACACUAUUACACAGCAGGAGCACCCCUUACUUGGGCAGCCAUUUUUUGUUCUGCACCCCUGCCGGACUAAUGAAUUCAUGUCUUCUAUACUGACUGGUUCACGGAAACAGAACAGACACACAAACUACAUUAUAUUGUGGCUCAGUAUUGUAGGCCCAGUUGUGGGUCUAAAUCUGCCCCUGAGUUAUGCAAAACUAGGACCUGAGCAGAAUACAAACACUGAUUCAGUUGAAAGACCUCUGAGCUGAAGGACAGAUGAUGGUUAGCUGUAGUAAAGCUAUUGCAGACUUUCCUAUGGAUGAAAUCAGACAAGGGAAUCCUUCCUGACUGGUGAGCAAUGCAAUGUGGAAAUAGGACUGUUCAUGGCUCUUUCUCUGGCAAGAACUUGCCUGGUUACAGUCGAAGACCUAAGAGUUGGCUGCAGUUGUGACAACAACUCUCAAGCAUCACCAAGACCUGAACUCCCUUGUGAUUGCAUUGACCCCUUGAAGUGACUCAUUUCCUACCUCUGUCCUACUGUGGUUAUGGCCUUAGUAACUCUGCACACAAGUGCACAAGCCUAUGGUUCCUUGAUACAGAAUUGAGAUGAUGGGUUUGGAUCUACUAAACUUAUCUAUUAAAAACCAUGUCCCUAGAAAAUCUGAACCAUCUGUGAGGAUAUGUACAGAAAAAUACUCACAGGAUGUGGUUUAAGCUUGUGGCAAUCAGUGUAUGGGCUGAGACUACUUCGCCUAGGGACCACCUUCUCCACCACAGCCUGAUGCACGGACCAUCCUUGUCUUCCGCACCACACACAGAAUAGCCUGAUCCAAGGACUGAAUAAUACUUUGCUGAGAAUAUUUUGUGUACGUCAUGCUUCAGGGAACAGACAGGAUCAGAAUUGUAGACAGAGUACUUAUGGUCUGCAUCUGUAGUUCUAGAGUUCAAGGUGCCUCAUGCUAUCGAGUGGGAACAUCUGGCUUUUCUGUGCUUCACUGCCUCCAAAGGAAGCUUCACCGUACCCUGUGGGAGUUACUGUUGUAGUCGAUUAGUAUUUCUCAUUGUACUAGUAGUUGUUCACAGGUUCGGUCCCUGUCCUGCAGUCUUUGUGCAAGCCUCCCCUGACAGCUGGUGAAUUUUGGGCAAGUAGGAAUUGCAUAGUAGUGCAAUCAGUGAAAAACAGAUUAGAAGUAACUUCCAUACAAGUCAUCUUGGAUUCUUUCCCAAUCACAUUUUAUUUGCAGUAUAAACCAGACCACAAGUCCUGAGCAGUUGAGAUGGAAUUACAGAUUUUACUUUCUAUGUUCAGCAAUAUGUUACUUGCAUCCAGAGUCCAAUGUAUGCCACAUCAGAGCUGGAAAUGUGAAAUGUAUUGGGUUUCAGAUUCUGGGUUUUCGGAUAUUUUGAUUGGUUGCAUAUUUUUAACUUACAUCAUAUGUUAUUGGUGGAUUGAAAUACAGUGGAGUCUUUAAAAUUCCAUUGGUGCAGAAUUCUUUUGCCAGCCAUUUGGAAUUAAUAAUGAAAGCACAUAACUUAUUCUGGUCGGGAUCAUAACAACCUGAAAAGCCAUUUUUCCAUGUAAGACUUAUAAAAUACAGCUUUCCGCUCAUGUACUGUGACAGUAGCUACAUUGUCUUUUUUAACACUUUUGCUAACAUAUGCUUGAUAAUUGCAUCCAUAGCCCAUUUUCACAUUUAAGGGAGACUUACAUAGGAGGAAAAACAAAAAAGUCCACCAGACAACAGCAGUUUUAAGAGCUGUUAAAUGUUCAUCUUCAUUUGUGAUACCCAGGAACAGUGGAGAAAAAGCAAUCAGCCCUCCUCAGCUGCCCUGCAUUGGUAAGCAGCCCUCUCUCAGCUUCUCCUGCCUCUACCCAACACAUUGGCACACUCACACUGUGCUGGCUAGCCCUUGGGACCUUUAUUCUCAGUAUAACUUAGAACUGGCCUCAGGUAGCUUUAUUUAAAUCAAGGUCUGAAUGAGCUCCUGCUGUCCUUAGAAUCAGGGAAGUGGAAAGGAUUGAGGGAGUUGUUCCCUGUGAACCACCAGCACUGAGAGCUGCAUCAGCAUGUCUGAGCAUCAGUGAUGCUCAUUUUCCCAAAGCAUCACAGGUGUUACCUGGUAUUGCACUGAGGGCUGACUAUACAGAAGAAAUUCCACUUUUAAACAAUAGAAAUAAUAAAAUGCAAUCCUGAAUACAGAGUGGCUUUGGAAUAACUUGUAGCUGAAAUGCUGGUUUUGGUGUUCUCAUAUACUGGGCAAGAGCUGUUCCUUGAUAAAGGAGAAGAAAAGAGCCCAAACAACUCUGAGUAUUAUUUUCAGUACUAGUUGUUCGACUUUGAGAAGAUUCAACUGCUAAAAUGCUGCUGUGCAAAAUUUAUAAGCGUAGUUUCAUAAGCAUUUCUUGGAGACCAGCUCUUCCUGUUUCUGUCUUGGAAGCAGAAACUGCGGUACAACAGCAUUAUUCAUAAUAGGAUUUAGCCAGUUGGGUUUCUUCACUGUGGGCAAGGCUGCUUAUGGCGGGUCUGUGAAGUGUCACUGCUGUACUCCGAAUGUCAGCAUCUCAUCCAUGUGACACUGUGCAUGGGGUACUGUAACUUACAGGUUGUAAUUACGGACAAAAGAAAGCAAGUGUGAAAUAGGACUGUGAGAAUAUACCCCAGUCACUUUUCUCCACUCCAUCGGCCUUCCGUUGCACCUUAAUAUUCUCUUCUUUUUUUUUCAGGAAUUACAAGAAAAGCGGAAUUUGUAUGUAAAUAAGAAAUAAAUAGUUUUCUUUUACAUGGA
This is a messenger RNA of Chroicocephalus ridibundus (black-headed gull), 3500 nucleotides long. It is a transcript of the gene ATG10, whose product is annotated as autophagy related 10. The transcript is spliced from 8 exons. Gene Ontology annotation, molecular function: Atg12 transferase activity. NCBI's taxonomy places the organism in Eukaryota, Metazoa, Chordata, Aves, Charadriiformes, Laridae. Gene Ontology annotation, biological process: protein lipidation; macroautophagy; protein modification by small protein conjugation. Gene Ontology annotation, cellular component: intracellular anatomical structure. The coding region runs from base 293 to 982 and encodes 229 amino acids. The record is from RefSeq and is a predicted model, not a curated record.